Molecule: messenger RNA, 1062 nt
Organism: Dufourea novaeangliae
Lineage: Eukaryota; Metazoa; Arthropoda; Insecta; Hymenoptera; Halictidae
Product: testis-specific serine/threonine-protein kinase 3-like
Exons: 6
Coding region: 1-1062 (353 amino acids)
Biological process (GO): microtubule cytoskeleton organization; protein phosphorylation; intracellular signal transduction
Cellular component (GO): cytoplasm
Molecular function (GO): protein serine/threonine kinase activity; tau-protein kinase activity; ATP binding
Source: RefSeq, a predicted model, not a curated record
AUGGCAACUGCUCCAGUUACUGAUAAUAAAUCCCCGUUGAUACCCAUCGAAGAAAGUGAUGAAGAAAAAACAGGAAAGAAAUUAACUGUCCUUGAGACCCAUGGUUAUGCCCUUGGAAAAACGAUAGGCGCUGGUUCAUAUGCUACCGUAAAAGUAGCAAAAUCUGAUCGACAUAAUUGCCAAGUAGCAGUAAAAAUUAUUUCAAAGUUUCAAGCACCAGGCGAAUACUUAAGGAAAUUUUUGCCGCGAGAGAUCGAAGUAGUUAAAGGUUUAAAGCAUCCGAAUUUAAUUCGCUUUUUACAAGCCAUUGAAACAACCCAUCGCGUAUACAUUAUUAUGGAGUACGCUCAAAAUGGUAGCUUGCUGGACAUAAUAAGACGAGAUACGUACAUUGAUGAAUUUCGUAGUCGUAGAUGGUUUCGGCAAUUAUUGGAGGCAAUUGAUUAUUGUCACGGACGUGGCAUAGUGCAUAGGGACAUAAAGUGUGAAAAUCUUUUAAUGGAUUGUAAUUUCAAUAUCAAAUUAUCCGAUUUUGGAUUUGCACGAGGACAGAUGAUAACAAAAAAUGGUAUAUCUCCACUGAGUGAAACUUUUUGCGGAAGUUAUGCUUACGCGUCACCUGAAAUAUUAAAGGGAAUCCCAUACUUACCUCAAUUAUCUGAUGUAUGGUCCAUGGGUGUAGUACUAUAUGUGAUGGUUUAUGGUCGGCUACCAUUUGACGACACAAAUUACAGUCAACUUCUAAAGCAAGUACAAAGUAGACUUGCAUUUCCAAAAGAACCAGUGGUGUCUCAAGCUUGUCGUUCCCUUAUCUCUCGAAUACUUGUACCACAACGAACACGAUUACGUAUUGGUAAUAUAAGAAAUGAUACAUGGCUUGCUGCGUCUCUUGUUACAGCUCAAACUUCUACUAGUGAUACUUCAAUGGUAAAUGGAACAAUAGUAACCAGAAAGAAUAAAGGAAUAAGUAAACGUGCAGCCGAUACCGAAGCUCAAAUAAUCGACAAUCUGCCGUCCGAUUUAAGUAACACAAAGCAAAACGAUUGUUUGUACUUGAAAUAG